AUGACGACCAAGGCCGGGAACGGGCCGGUCAUCGUCACGGGCUCCAUCUCGGGACUGACCCCGGGCGAGCACGGCUUCCACGUCCACCAGUUCGGAGACAACACCCAAGGCUGUACCAGUGCAGGUCCUCACUUUAACCCUCUGUCCAAGAACCACGGCGGGCCGAAGGACGAGGAGAGGCAUGUCGGGGAUCUGGGCAAUGUGAAGGCGGAAGCGGACGGUGUGGCCAAGGUGUUCAUCGAAGACUCCAUGAUCAAGCUCUCGGGAGAACAUUCCAUCAUCGGCCGCACAAUGGUGGUCCACGAGAAGCAAGAUGACCUGGGCAGAGGGAACAAUGAGGAGAGCAAGAAGACGGGCAACGCAGGGAGCCGCCUGGCCUGCGGGGUGAUCGGGAUCGCCCAGUGA
Messenger RNA from Pipistrellus nathusii (Nathusius's pipistrelle), 405 nucleotides. The record is from the annotation of a GenBank genome assembly. NCBI's taxonomy places the organism in Eukaryota, Metazoa, Chordata, Mammalia, Chiroptera, Vespertilionidae.